This is a messenger RNA of Coregonus clupeaformis (lake whitefish), 3146 nucleotides long. Its product is annotated as flavin-containing monooxygenase 5. Gene Ontology annotation, molecular function: NADP binding; flavin adenine dinucleotide binding; N,N-dimethylaniline monooxygenase activity. Lineage: Eukaryota; Metazoa; Chordata; Actinopteri; Salmoniformes; Salmonidae. The record is from RefSeq and is a predicted model, not a curated record. Bases 116 to 1807 code for a protein of 563 amino acids. The transcript has 10 exons.
CUGUCCUGGCGACUUUUAGGACAGCCAAUAGCUACUUUCCUUACUGAGGAGUUGGCAACACUGUACCUUGGGCUCAUUUCAACCCGUGUCCACUGGAAUAGAGAGUUCCAUCAUAAUGGUGCGUACAGUAGCAGUGAUCGGGGCGGGUCCCUCGGGACUGACCAGCAUCAAGAGCUGUCUGGACGAGGGUCUGGAGCCCACCUGCUUUGAGAGCAGUGAAGACAUCGGAGGGCUGUGGAGGUUCAAGGAGCAUCCAGACCCAGGCAGGGCCAACAUCUACCAGUCUGUCAUCAUCAACAGCUCCAAGGAAAUGAUGUCAUACAGCGACUUCCCUCCUCCAGCUCACCUGCCCAACAACAUGCACCACUCCCAGCUGCUGAUCUACCUACGACUUUACGCUGAGAACUUUGACCUCUUCAAGCACAUCCUCUUCCAGACCACUGUGGUGAGUGUGCGACAGAGGCCAGACUUCCCAGUGUCGGGCCAGUGGGAGGUGGAGACAGAGAGGACAAAAGGUCAGAGGGAGACUCAGGUCUUUGAUGCUGUGAUGGUCUGCACCGGUCACUUUACACGACCACACCUGCCGCUCAAUGACUUCCCAGGUAUAGAGGAGUUUGAGGGCAGGUACUUACACAGUUGGGAAUAUCGCAGUGCCGAGGGGCUGCAGGGGAAGAGGGUGGUGGUGGUCGGGAUCGGGAAUUCUGGAGGUGACAUCGCUGUGGAUGCCAGCAGAGUAGCGGAGCAGGUGUACCUCAGCACGCGGAAGGGGGCAUGGGUGGUCAGCAGGGUGGGGGCAGGGGGCCUUCCAGGUGACCUGGUGGGCACUUCACGAUUGGACAGACUGCUGCAGAAGCUCUUCCCCUCCUGGAUUACCAGGAUGAUGGAGAAGAAUCUGAACCAGAGCUUCGACCACAGACUGUACGGCCUACAGCCAAAACACGGGUUCUUUGCCCAGAUCCCAGUGGUGAAUGAUGACCUGCCUGGUCGAAUCAUCUCUGGUCGUGUUCUGGUCAAACCUAACAUCAGGGAGAUCAGAGGCUCCAGUGUGGUGUUUGAGGACGGGAGCGUUGUGGACAAGGUGGAUGUUGUGGUGUUUGCCACCGGCUACAACUAUGACUUUCCCUUCCUGCCUUCGGGUCUGCUGGCUAAUAGCAGUCACCGCCUGUGUCUGUACCGUCAUGUGUUCCCCCUGGGGCUGGCCCGGCCCAGUCUGGCUGUAGUGGGCUUCAUCUGUAACAUGGGAGCCAUCAACCCUCUGGCUGAGAUGCAGGCCCGCUGGGCCACCCGGGUCUUUAAAGGGUUACUAACACUGCCCUCCGAAGAAGCCAUGCUGCAGGACAUAAAGAGAGACACCAGCACCUUGCAAAACAGGUUUGCCUGUUUGGAGCGGCACCCUCUCCAGGUGGACCAUAUCCCCUAUCUUGACUCCAUGGCAGAGGAGUUAGGGGUUCGACCCAACCUCCUAGGGUUGCUGCUGAGGGAGCCUGGUGUGGGGCUGCGUGUGCUGCUGGGGCCCUGCACCCCGUACCAGUACCGUCUGAGAGGGCCAGGACAGUGGGAUGGGGCCCGACAGGCUAUACUCACCCAGUGGGAGCGAGUAGCCCAGCCAUUCAGGACCAGGAUGGCUCCAGAACCAGAGAGCAGAACCAGAGCCUCCUGUAGUCUGAGACUGAUAUUGACCCUGUCUGGCGCUGUUCUCCUACUAACCCUCUAUACUAGACACAGUCUCUUAUCACUCCUCUCACACCCCACAGGCCUCCUCUAUAAGAUGUACAGUCUACCUGAGACCAUUUCGGGGUGGAAAUGAACAAUAUGGGCCUAUUGCAACCACUGUUGGCCACCAUUUUAUCUCCAGGUGAUUUUGUUGUUAAACCAUCAAUACAAAGUUCACCCGCACAGCUGAUCUCAAUUGCUUCCAAAAUUUGCCACUCCCUAAAAGCUACGUGUGAGGUUGGUGUUAACUUAGUCCUGCUUUCUCCCAAUAUUUUACAAGACAUGUUCGCACUCUACAGGGUAUUAUCUUUCUGUAGAAAUAAAAACCAGGUAAUCGAGCAGACUAAGGGGGGAUUUUAACUAUUUGAUAAUCAUUCAGUACAACUACAAUAAAGUAAUUUAUUGUUUAAGACACCAAUUAUACUGUGGCAAUAAAUCGUAUAGGUUAUAUGAAUGGAAAACUCAUGUUGGUGCACUCAUUACGUUUUCAUUUCCAAAUUAUGUAAUCCAUUAAUUACAACUUGUGUAAUUACGUAUGGCUAAAAUAUCCCUGAACUGUCCACAUCUAAAAUGUGUAACAAAAUCAAGACAAUCAUGAUUUAGUUAAUAUAAUCUAUGUUUGUAUUAAAUUAUAGUCUAAUCAAGGUAUUUCAGAUGACACAAAUUAUAUUCUAGUUAUAUUGAUAUGUUUAUAUGAUUAAUCGCAUUGUCUGAAGGCGUACAAAAUACACUGAAAACAUCAAAAAUACAUAAUCUAUAAAGCUAAAAACAACAAUACGAUGUCAAAACAAGUUGAAAUUGAGGUUAAAGAAAGUGUGCUUUAUCAAUUUACCUGAUUUUGCUAACCAUUACAUUGGACAAAAUCAAGACAUCAAUAUUCUUGUAAAGCUUUUUUGUAUUAAGAAAAUCUUAAAUUACAGCUUAAUUUGAGCAAAUUCCGAAUUUUCCAUUAAUCGUGAUUAAUCACAGGAAAUCCUGCGAUUAACUCAAUUAAAUUGUUUAAUAGUUUAGCUGCCCUAAAAUUCUUACAAUACGCAUUUUAAAUGAUUUACCAGCCUUCCGAUUUGUAAUGUUCCUUAUAGGUCGAUAUUUCAUUGGGGGCGGGAGUAGAUCGCCUAGAUGAAGAUGUCUGGUAUCAGACUUGUUUGACACGGUAACAACAUGAGAUCAACUGAUCUGCGGGUUUAUUCUUGUGGGUUUUUGGUUGAAAGCAAGUUUGUCUUAACACGCAGGUGCAUUGAAUCUCCCGUUAGUAGCAUCAAGUGCUAACAUACAGCUGCAUGUUAAGUUCUGCCUGUUGGUUGCAAUGGGCCCAUAAGAGCAGGGGGUAGGCUAAGUGUGUGAAAGACAACUACAGUAGACUAAUACCAUUGUGCUGUCUUAUUAGAGAAAAUGUACAAGAGAACGCAUUAAAGCAAGGCUAUCCAACCCUG